This is a messenger RNA of Momordica charantia (bitter melon), 2396 nucleotides long. It is a transcript of the gene LYC, whose product is annotated as lycopene cyclase. Gene Ontology annotation, biological process: carotenoid biosynthetic process. Lineage: Eukaryota; Viridiplantae; Streptophyta; Magnoliopsida; Cucurbitales; Cucurbitaceae. The record is from RefSeq and is a predicted model, not a curated record. Gene Ontology annotation, molecular function: oxidoreductase activity, acting on paired donors, with incorporation or reduction of molecular oxygen.
UUAAUUGAGGAGCACGUGGGGCCAUGGCCGAACUGUGGACACUGCGAAACUCCCAAUCUUCUCCAAUUCCCAUAAUUUCCAACUCUUGGAGAGUGGACGGCAACGUCGGUUCGUCAUUGGGACUGGCCAUACGCGCUCCACAUUUCUCCAAUCCACUGGAAUCAGAUGGAACCCCCUCGUCUCCUCAGGUUGGGCUCUGAUUUCCAUUGAAGUUAUCGCGAUUCUUGUCGAGUUUUUGGGAAUUUCUUGAAGUUUUUGAGAACCCCAUUUCCAAUUCCUCGUCUGUUGUUCUACUGUUUAGUUUUAUGUGAGAUUUCAGAAUCCCUUUUGACUUUUGUGACUUGCUGAAAUUCUGCUUGUCUUGCUUUGAUUUUGGGAGUUUUCUGUUGGUUCAUCUUGUAAAUCCAUGGAUACUUUGCUUAAAAUCAAUAACAAGUAUGGGUUUCUGCAACCACUGCAUGGGAUUUCUGAAAAAGUGAGUGGUGUGAGGAGUUCGAAGUUUCAAACUCAGGAAUUUGGAUUUGGCCAUAGGAAGGCUCGUUUGAAAUGGAGGAGUGGUGGUUGUGUUAAUGUGAGAAGUAGUGCUCUUCUGGAGCUUGUUCCUGAAACCAAGAAGGAGAAUCUUGAGUUUGAGCUUCCCAUGUAUGAUCCGUCGAAAGGCCUCGUCGUCGAUCUUGCGGUUGUGGGAGGUGGCCCAGCAGGGCUUGCUGUUGCACAGCAGGUUUCAGAGGCAGGGCUUUCAGUUUGUGCAAUUGACCCUUCUCCCAAGUUGAUUUGGCCCAAUAAUUAUGGAGUUUGGGUGGACGAAUUCGAGGCCAUGGAUUUGCUAGAUUGCCUCGACACGACUUGGUCCGGUGCUGUUGUGUUCACCAAUGAGCAAUCAACGAAAGAUCUCGCUCGACCUUACGGGAGGGUUAAUAGGAAGCAGCUCAAGUCAAAAAUGUUGCAAAAGUGCAUUUCCAAUGGUGUUAAGUUCCAUGAAGCUAAAGUUAUUAAAGUUAUACAUGAGGAGUUCAAAUCUUUGUUAAUUUGCAAUGAUGGUGUGACCAUUCAAGCUGCGGUUGUUCUUGAUGCCACCGGCUUCUCUCGAUGCCUUGUCCAAUAUGAUAAGCCAUAUAAUCCAGGCUACCAAGUAGCUUAUGGGAUUUUAGCAGAGGUGGAGGAACAUCCAUUCGAUGUCGACAAGAUGGUAUUUAUGGACUGGAGGGAUUCACAUCUGAACAAUAAUAAGAUUUUGAAGGAGAGAAAUGACAAAAUCCCCACGUUUCUCUAUGCAAUGCCCUUUUCAUCGAAUCGGAUAUUUCUUGAAGAAACUUCUUUGGUAGCUCGACCUGGAUUACAAAUGAGCGAUAUCCAGGAAAGAAUGGAGGCAAGAUUGAAGCACUUGGGUAUAAAAGUGAAGAGCAUUGAAGAGGAUGAGCAUUGUGUAAUUCCAAUGGGUGGACCGCUGCCUGUUCUUCCUCAAAGAGUUGUUGGAAUUGGUGGAACAGCAGGAAUGGUGCACCCUUCAACCGGAUACAUGGUAGCAAGAACUCUAGCAGCAGCACCUAUUGUCGCUAGUGCUAUAGUUCGGUACCUCGGUUCAGACGGAUGUUUCAGGGGAGAUGAGAUAUCGUCUGAAGUUUGGAAAGAUCUAUGGCCCAUAGAAAGGAGAAGGCAGAGGGAGUUUUUCUGUUUCGGUAUGGAUAUUCUGUUGAAGCUUGAUCUAAAGGGUACAAGAAGGUUUUUUGAUGCAUUUUUUGAUCUUGAACCUCGCUAUUGGCACGGAUUCUUGUCCUCGCGACUGUUCCUUCCUGAGCUGUUACUCUUUGGGCUUUCCUUAUUCUCUCAUGCAUCGAAUGCCUCUAGGCUCGAAAUCAUGGCAAAGGGAACUCCAUCUUUGGUAAACAUGAUUGGCAAUUUGGUGAAGGAUAGAGACUAAAACGAUUUGAGAGGUAUCGUGUUGUAAGCUAAUCAUCUUACUGAUGCACUUACACAUCUUCUCAUUUACUUCCGCAGAUGAUUGUUCCUAAGAUUAUGAAUUAGCUUUAGCUACUACCCAGCAUCUCUUUAGCAUGUUGUUCUUAGUUCACACUUCAUAUGAUAUGUACAUUUGAUAUCUGCUUCAGAUCAGAUCUUUUUAUGCACAAUAAUCCUUGUAAAUUCCAACAAAGACCAAAAACCGAGAUAUCGAGCCUCUGAUCAACUGUAGAUGCUCCAUUUUUCUUUGGUAGAAACAUCUCUGAAAUACAUGACUUUAAUUAGUUAUUGGAGAUAAAAUUUAGAAGAUUGCUACCCAGUUGAAGGUUGAUUAGGUAAUAUGGCUGUGAAUUUUCUUGCUUCUGUGUUGGAAGUUUCCUUGAACAUCUGAUUCUGAGAACAUUAUGAAAAAAUGCUGUGAUUAAAUGGCCCCUUUA